GCUGUCCGUCCCGGUUCGAGUCUAAGCCCAAGUUCGAUCGAGUGGCGCGCGCGAGAGAUAUUUGUGCUUGUGGUGCCUCAGUGGACCCACGAUCGAUCCGGACCGUAGAGAAGAAACGGCUGAGAGGUACCAGACGAAGAAAGGCAACAGCAUUAGAGGAGAGCUAGUUUUUCUUAAUGGAAUGAAAUAACACGGCGAGUGGACCCCGUUGAGUUGAUUUGAGUGUUGUGUAUACGUGCGGGAACGGGAUCGAGCCAUUGUGAGAGACCUCGAGUGCGAGACAAGACAAGCGAUACAUUUUAAAUUAACACCGCGCAUUUAGAGCUCUGUUUGAAGAAAGGUAAAUUUUUCGCUCAGGAAUUUCGUCGAACGAGAGAUCAAAUUUUUGUGUGUGUCCUCGGGGUUGAAAAGAUCUGAUGAUCGAACAUGAAAUGUCGCAACAUUGUGACAAGUGGUAGUAGGCUGGGAAGCGCGUAAAAGUACCUGACUGAAAGUGCGUAACGUUGUGUCAAAGUAGUUCGCAACUGGGACCCGCGAUGGACCACGAUCAAUGGCGGAUGCUGCUGCUGCCACGAAUGAGUGGACCGUGUUGAUGUUGAGGCCAACGGAGAAAAGCAGUCGUUCAGGUCACUAGCCGACUGGGCCCUCUUUCAAGCAGUUGGAAAAUUGCAUAAAUUGGAACUUGCUGGGUGUGAAGUUGUCCUGGUCUGAUCGAUAGCGGAGAGAACAAGUAGUCGACCAACGCAAACAGGAACAAAAGGAAGAUACAGAUGAAGAAAAAACAGCCCCAAGAGUAGAAGAAAAGUGGAAUAUCUUUUCACGAAUGUUUGUAUACCGACCUUCUCAUCCUUGGCUCAGAGGAGUGAACAGCAGUGGGCUCAACACGUAGAAAGAAAUUUAUUUAUUUUCAUUUACAAUUACAAACGUGCUCGCGGUGUGUUCUUGUUGGGGGCCUCCCAGUCUUCUUCGUACUGUUCCGCUUGUGUGUCGCGUCUUCUCCUGCAUUUCGCUGGCAGUAUUUCCUCCGCGGCGAUGGUUAUUUUUUCCUUCUUUUCAUGAGAAAUAUCUCAUUAUAUUGUUUUAUACAGCUUGGCGCGAGCUUUGCGCAAAGUGAGUGAGCGCGGGAAAGAGAUAGCGAAACCCCCAUAUGGGAGUAGUGCGCGAGUGAAUGAAGAAGUAUAGCCUACAACCGAACCACCGAAGACCUCUGACGACUUUGGAAGACGUCGAAAUCGACGACGACGACGACAGCGGCUCGCAGGAGAGCGCAAAACAGUGUGGAUGUAAUACAAAGUGAAAUACAAAAAUAUUUUUAUAAUAAAAUAAAGUCAAACAGAGGAAAACGGAGAAAGAGUGUACAGCGAGAAAUGAUCGUGAAGAUCGUAGCAAACGGGUAGCAAAAGAGAGAAAAAACGAGGAGGCUGCAAGAAACGUGAAUUGAGUACAUGGGGUAAAAAAGUACGAGAAAGAAUUUUUUAAAAGGAAAUUUUUGUAGCUGCAAAUAGGAAUUUUAAUCACAAAAUUUUUCGGAUACAUUUUGAUUUUGCGUAUAUGAUUAAAACAAAGUGAGAUUAAAGUUAUAUGUAGUAUUCUCGCGUUUCCACAACUUUCGUGAGAUUUUUUUUCUGUGCAACUGCUGGUCGGCGUGAAUAUUGGCAGGAUUUGAGAAAGCUGCUUGAACCGAGCCGCUUUUUUUGGUGGAGGAAAGUUCGGUGAGACAGUGGCGGAAUUGGCAGCGAAGGAAUGAAAUCGAAAAAAUAGUGCGAGAAAAAAGUAGCAGUGCCAGUUUUCGGAUGUUCCCUUCUUUCUGAAUCACGGGGCCGUUUGCUUGUGCUUAGCGGAUAGAAAAAAAAAGAAGAAGGGAAAAAAGCUCAAGCCGAUCAUGAUGAUGAAGUGUUGAUUUGUUUCGAUUGCGGUGUGCAGCCUGCCCACGGAAAUAGAGAGAAAUAGCGUUAAGCUGCGGGAAGAUAUUUAAAUAAUAAGGAAGUGAAGAUUUCAUUCCCAGCCAGCGUCGGUGGCUCUCGGGUGGCGAAAGAGAAAAGAGAAGAGAGAAGAAAGUGCUGCAUCAGCUUUUGGAGUGGAUUUUGUUUUGCGCGCCGGGGCCGGUGUACGCUAAGAAUCCCAGGCAGGCCAAGGAAAACCCACGUCGUAAGAACAGAAAAGGCUUUGCCCGGCGAAGAAAUAGUAAUAAGCGGGAUUAAGGGAUUAAACGCUUCACUUCAGCUCAAAAUUAAGAUACAAUCAUCACCGCCACGACGACACCUCCCGCCACCAGACCACGGUCCACGCGAUGGAACCAGUUCAGCCCCGCCGGCAGCAACAUCCCCGCUCGGCACGUAGAAUCCACUCCAGUCGGUGAUGUCCACCGGAGCAGCACUCAGUCAGCUGCCACUAGUCAAUUCGCAUCACCAUCUCCACCACCACCACCACCACCACAAUCAUCACCACCGUUGUCUCCAUUAUCCGUAGCAAGCUUAGCCGGAACAAUGGCAGCGAAUAAGAAGAGCUGCUUCCGCUUUCGUCAUAGGAAAAUGACGCUCCUGUGGCUGUUACUCAUGAUAUGUGCCUUUGCCGGUGACAGUGGUGGAGGAGACACCGGAGGAGGCGGCGGCGGAGGAGUAAGGUUUUUACGGUUUGCCAGGGCAGAGCACGUGCGAGAAUUGGAAGUUUCCGAAGGGGUUCCCAUCGGUCAUCAAAUCGGAUUCAUUGGGGAGUUUUUACACGGAGUCGAUAGUGGACCGCCUUAUUUGAUAGUGCCGGUCCCUGGAAGUGCUGUCGAUACGGAAUUGGCCAUCGACCAUACCACUGGCGAGAUCCGAACGAAGGUCCCCUUGGAUAGGGAGAAACGAGCGUCCUAUUCGCUAGUGGCGAUUCCGUUGAGCGGAGAGAACGUUCGAGUUGUGAUACGGGUGCUGGAUGAAAACGAUAAUGCGCCCACUUUCCCGACGGCUCUGAUGAACAUUGAAUUUCCGGAGAACACCCCGCGGGAUGUGAAACGAACGUUGAAUCCGGCGAGAGAUUUGGACCUGGGACGGUAUAAUACUCAGCGAUACAAUAUCGUGUCCGGGAAUGUAAAUAAUGCCUUCCGGUUAUCGUCACACCGGGAACGCGACGGAGUUUUGUACUUGGAUUUGCAGAUCAACGGUUUUCUCGAUCGGGAAACCACCCCGGCUUAUAGUCUCGUUGUAGAGGCACUGGAUGGUGGUAAUCCUCCGCUGCGGGGACAGAUGACGGUUAAUAUAACGAUUCAGGAUGUGAACGACAAUCAGCCGAUCUUUAACCAGAGUCGGUAUUUUGCGACCGUUCCGGAAAAUGCUACGAUCGGGACGACGGUUCUACAGGUUUACGCUACCGAUCAGGAUGCUAGUGACAAUGGUUUAGUGGAAUAUGCGAUCAAUCGAAGACAAAGUGAUAAGGAUCAGAUGUUUCGGAUAGACCCGAACACGGGUCUGAUCUCUGUUAAUAAGCCGUUGGAUUUCGAAACGAAGGAACUUCAUGAACUAGUGGUAGUGGCAAAGGAUCGCGGUUUGCAACCGCUGGAAACUACCGCGUUUGUGUCGAUACGAGUGACUGAUGUGAACGACAAUCAACCGAUUAUAAAUGUGAUAUUUUUGAGUGAUGAUGCGACUCCGAAGAUUUCCGAGUCUGCUCAACCGGGAGAAUUUGUGGCUCGGAUUUCAGUGAAUGAUCCCGACUCGAAGACGGAAUAUUCGAAUGUGAAUGUGACGCUUUCCGGUGGGGAGGGUCACUUUGGGUUGACCACCAGGGAUAAUAUAAUUUAUUUGGUGAUUGUGUCCCUUCCGUUGGAUCGAGAAAUAAGACCAAACUACACGUUGAGUGUGGUGGCUACGGAUACCGGAAAUCCUCCGUUGCAUGCUGCGAAAACGAUUUUCCUAACCGUUACGGAUAUCAAUGACAAUGCGCCGGAGUUCGAAAAGGAAAUUUACCACGCGAAUGUAAUGGAAGUUGCCGAUCCGGGAACGUCGGUUAUUCAAGUGACCGCCCUCGAUAAAGACGAGGGCAAUAACUCGGCAAUCGCGUACUCCCUGCUGGACACACCCGAUACCCAUUCGCAGUGGUUCCAGAUCGAUGCCAACUCCGGACUGAUAACAACCCGGGCACACAUCGACUGCGAAACCGAUCCGGUGCCACAGUUGAUUGUGGUGGCAAAAGAUAAUGGCUUCCCACCGCUCUCGUCUACCGGCACCGUUCUGGUCACCAUCCACGACGUCAACGAUAACGAGCCGAUCUUCGACCAGAGCUUCUACAACGUCUCGGUAGCGGAGAACGAACCGAAAGGACGCUGCAUUCUGAAGGUAUCCGCUACCGAUCCGGACUGUGGCGUCAAUGCGAUGGUAAAUUACACCCUCGGCGAAGGCUACAAGAAGAUCACCGAGUUCGAGAUACGUUCCAGCACGGGCGAGGUUUGCAUCGCCGCCGAGCUGGACUACGAGACGCGCAAUUCGUACGAAUUCCCAAUCAUUGCCACCGAUCGAGGCGGUCUCAGUACAACUGCUAUGGUCAAAAUCCAGCUGACCGAUGUCAACGAUAACCGACCGAUGUUCUACCCCCGGGAAUACAACGUUUCGCUGAGAGAGUCCAUGCCUACUAAUUCGCUUCUAUCAACACCGGUGGUGGUCGUGGUCGCCACCGACUCCGACUCCGGUAGCUUCGGCACCAUUAGCUACCGGAUAGUAGCCGGCAACGAAGCCGGCAUAUUCCGAAUGGAUCGCCUAACGGGAGAGAUCUUUGUCGCACGGCCGAAUAUGUUGUCUAGCCGGAGUCAACCGUAUCACCGGUUGAACAUCUCCGCCAGCGAUGGUGGCGGACUGCGGUCGAUGCACGAUGCUGAGGUGUUCAUCAGUGUGAUAGACGCAACACAAAGACCACCGAUCUUCGAUAAACCACGGUACACGUACUACGUGAAGGAGGACGUCAAGAAAAAUACGGUUGUUGGUACAGUUUCCGCUACCAGCAGCAAUUCAGGGAGUCGAGGAUCGAUUCGGUACUUCAUAUACUCCGGUGAUCCAGAUGGUUACUUCGCGAUCGAUCCUGUCUCGGGUAACAUCCGAGUGGCCAGUACUUUGGACCACGAAACCAAGCCGCAGGUUCUGCUUAACAUACAAGCUACGAGUGGUGAUCCGCCAGCAUACGGGCAUACCCAGGUCAACAUCGAUAUCGAAGACGUCAACGAUAAUCCGCCGGAGUUCGAGUCCAGCACAGUUCGUAUUUCCGUUCCGGAAAAUGUCGAAAUCGGUUCUCCUCUGUAUGCAGCCAACGCCCACGACAAGGACUCCGGGAUGAGUGGUGUGAUUACUUACCGACUGAGCAACAACGGUCCGACGACAAGCAACCUUUUCAGUAUCGAUAGCCGAAGCGGACACCUCAGCUUAGCUCGGCCGUUGGAUUACGAAACUAUUCAACGGCACACGUUGAUCGUGACGGCUGCCGACUCCGGUAUUCCUUCGUUGUCUACUAAUCUUACCAUUCUAGUUGAGGUGCAAGACGUCAAUGAUAAUGCUCCUGUUUUUGAGAAAGUCGAAUACCUUAUAAGGGUAUUGGAGUCAACACCAAGCAACUCACAGAUUCUACAAGUCAGUGCGGUUGAUGCAGACACGGGAAACAAUGCUCGAUUGACGUACCGAAUUUUGGGAGACGAUCAUAAACCACGUUCCGGAAAGUCCUCGGCGAAUACUUUGGACGAAAGUAUACCGCAUAUCUUCGGUAUAUUCCCAAACAGUGGAUGGAUCUAUCUGCGGGCAAAACUCGAUCGGGAAGUUAAGGAUCGUUACAACAUCACUGUGAUAGUCAGCGACAAUGGAGUUCCAACACUGACAGCCACGACUCAUGUGAUCGUGACAAUUCUGGACGCGAAUGACAAUAGUCCGAUAUUUGCGAAGCAACUGUAUGAGUUCCAAAUUGAGGAAAAUAUGAGAAGAGGAUCGGUUAUAGGACUGGUUACGGCAAGUGAUGCCGAUGCUGGAAUUAAUGCCGUCGUUCGUUAUAGUUUGAUACCGAGUAAUACCAGCUUUCAGAUUAAUCCAGUGUCGGGUGAAAUUACAACGCGAGACAGUCUCGAUCGGGAGACAAAGUCCAGCUACGAUCUUGUGGUGGAGGCACGUGAUCAAGGAACUCCGUACCGUAGUUCGCGGGUUUCGAUUAAGAUAAAAAUCUUGGACGUGAACGACAAUGCUCCAGAUAUUGUCGAUCCGCAGGAAGAUGUUGUCAGCGUUCGUGAGGAACAACCGACCGGCACCGAGGUUGUCCGUGUACGUGCGAUUGAUCGCGAUUACGGAUUCAACGCAUCCAUUACCUAUUCCAUACUGAAGGGACGUGACUCCGAUGGUCAUGGUAUGUUUUCGAUUGAUCCACUAACGGGUUUAAUCCGUACGAAAGCUCCGCUGGAUCACGAAGAAAAAACAAUCUAUCGAUUGGCGGUUGCUGCAACGGAUAACGGUACUCCACCAAGGCAAACGGUUCGCUUGCUGAGAAUUGAGGUGCUGGAUUUAAAUGAUAACAGACCUACAUUCACCAGUUCUAGUUUGGUCUUUAGGCUUCGAGAAGAUGUCGGCGUAGGUCACGUAAUCGGGUCAAUCAGCGGUAGUGAGCAGUCGGAUUCGGAAAAUCUUAUUGCUAGUACGAAUGAUUUACACAUAACCUACACGCUGACUCCGUUGACCAAUGACAUUACUGAAGGAGCUUUCGACAUCGAUCGUAACUCCGGGAAGUUGGUUGUAGCGCGAUCACUUGAUCGCGAACAACAAAGCGAGUAUCGAAUGGAGAUCCGUGCUUUGGACACUAGUGCGAGCAAUAAUCCCCAAAGUUCCGCAGUUACGGUUAAGAUCGAAAUCGCCGAUGUAAAUGAUAAUCCACCAAAGUGGUCAAGCGACCCGAUCAAUGUCUACAUCGCCGAGGAUAGUUCCGUGGGUUCGAUUGUGUUUAACUUCACCGCUACGGACGCGGAUUCCGGGACGAACUCGGAAAUCAAAUAUAACCUAUCGAAAACGACUACAUCUCAGAAGGAACAUUUCUCGAUCGACUCACUAACGGGAUCGCUAACGCUACUCGCUACAUUAGACUACGAAGAUACCAAGGAGUUUCUACUAAUCGUUCAAGCAACGGACCAAUCAUCUAACGUAACUGAAAGGAUGACCACAUCCGCAACGGCUAGGAUCAUGGUUACCGAUGUAAAUGAUAAUUCUCCCGUCUUCGUUGUCCCUCAAGCUCAGGACGCAACGGUGUACAUCAGUGAUUCUUUGGAAGUUAACCAGAUUGUGUCGCAUGUAGUGGCAACUGAUCGCGAUAGUGGUGAGAAUGGCCGCAUCAUUUACAGGAUCAUCAGUGGAAAUGACGAUGAUCGUUUCGCUAUUGAUCCCGACACCGGAUUUAUUAGGAUGGCCAAGGCAUUCAGCAGCAACUUCAUUGCCGAAAGCCUGAAGAAUACGGUCACUGGGCGGUACAAUCUGGUGAUCGCGGCUUCCGAUCAGGGUAUGCCCAGGUCAAAAGAAGCUAAAAUAACUAUUCAAGUCGUGAUUCAAAAUACGACCAACAAUCCUCCCCGGUUCCUGGAGUCUGUCUACCACGUAAAUAUUACGGAAAAUGUUCCCGCAGGGAGCUUCGUGGUUCGUGUAUCGGCCAAAUCCUACAACGACAACGGAAAUGCCAAUCUAACCUACGAAAUUCCAAAAGGUACAGGAGAAGAUCACUUUGUAGUGGAUUCGGUGCGAGGAAUUGUAACGACCCGAGGGAUAUUUGACCGGGAAUCGAAGGAUAUGUAUACGAUUCCGAUCUAUGUGACGGAGCAAAAUCGAUUCAAGAGUGCGGCUUCUGGGACAUCAAAAGAUCUAAGUCAGUUUGACGUGGCUACGCUGGUUGUGAGGAUCAUCGACGUGAACGAUCAUGCACCGGAGUUUUUACCCGGGUCCUGUUAUCCUUUAGCCGUACCGGAAAAUAACGAACUUUCCGUUAUCCAUACUGUGGUGGCUAGUGACGUCGACGAAGGUUUGAAUGGGGAGAUCACCUACACUAUAUCCGGCGGCAACAUUGGCAAUAAAUUCAGUAUCGAUAUAAACACGGGUGCACUGACGGCUCGUCCGCUUGAUCGCGAGAUUCAUGCUCGAUAUGUUCUACAAAUCACCGCCCAAGAUCGAGGAUCACCAACAUCUCAUCAGGGUCAUUGCAACAUAACGAUUCGCGUGGAGGAUGAAAAUGAUAAUGAUCCGAAGUUUGAGCUUCAGAAAUAUAUUGCCACCAUCGAUGAGGACGCCCAGAUUGGAACGACAGUGCUAACGGUAAAAGCAAUCGAUGCGGACAUUGGAAUCAACGCUAGGAUCGUCUACUCGCUGGCUAACGUCACCGAGUGGUUGUUCGAUAUAGAUAGCAAGACUGGAGUGAUCACCACUGCUGGCAAUUUCGAUCGCGAACGUCAAAGCAUCUACAACUUCAUGGUUGUCGCGACAGAUGGUGGUCGUUACAACGCUCGUUUCCAGAGUGUAGCAGUGCAAGUCAUCAUUGCCGAUGUAAACGACAACAAACCGGUCUUCGACAAGUACCCGUUCAAGGAACAAAUUGGAGCACUUGUUCAGCCAGGUCAAACGUUACUACACAUUUCAGCGACGGAUGCCGAUCAGGGAAGUAACGGAGAAAUCGUCUACAGUUUGAACGACAAUCCAAAUAACGCAAAGUUUCGGAUCAAUCCAAACACGGGGGCGUUGAGUGCCGUGCAAUCUCUUGCUAGCGAGAACGGUCGUCUACUGCAUAUCGAAGUCACUGCCAGGGAUAAGGGAAACCCUCCACAGGUUGCCACCGGAUUGAUCGAGCUUCGAGUUGGUGAUCUGCAACAGGAACUGCCGGCUUUGCGUUUCCACAACACUUCCUAUAAGGUGAAUCUGGUUGAGAAUACUCCCGUGGGGCAUACGGUUCUGAAUUUAAACGCGGUUCGAAGUGAUGGCAGAAGACAAAAGAUCAUCUACAGUUUCGGCUCUGGUAACGAGGAUGGGACCUUCUCGAUCGAUGCUGUUACCGGUGAAAUCAAGAUAAGGAACUCCCACAACUUGGACUACGAACGCUUCAGCCGACUGAAGUCGGAUGGGAUUGAGUUGGUCGCCGUCGCUAGGACAGAUGGAAGCCCGCUUCUCUACGGAUACUGCACGAUCAAGGUUGACCUGCAAGAUGAGAAUGAUAAUGCACCUAGGUUUACUCAGCAGCAAUACUCGGCUUCGGUUUGGGAAGGUAACAACAAGGGAGCUUUCGUGAUCAAGGUCGGUGCCUUUGAUGCUGAUCAAGGAUCGAAUGCCCACAUCUUGUACCAUAUCGUCGAUGGUAAUCACGAUAAUGCCUUCAUCAUCGAACCCGCUUUUAGCGGAAUCGUCAAAACAAAUAUCGUGUUGGAUCGAGAGAUUCGAGACAAGUACAAACUGAAGGUGAUCGCAACCGAUGAAGGAGUUCCACAGAUGACCGGUACAGCGACGAUCAACGUCAACGUAGUGGAUGUUAAUGACAAUCAACCAACGUUCCCUCCCAACAGCAUUAUUAGUGUUAGCGAAGCUACCACCGUUGGAUCAGUACUAACCACGAUCACCGCCAACGAUGUAGACACCAAUCCGCCACUGACGUACAGCUUCGGGGACAGCCCUGACGAUGAUGCCAAGAACUACUUUUCAAUUGAUCGCUACAGUGGGAAGGUGAUCCUGAUCAAACCACUGGACUACGAAGACCGCCACGAGUUUCAGCUGAGAAUUUUAGCAUCCGAUUCGGCACACGUAGCCAGAACAACGCUAACCGUGCGUAUUACUGACGUCAAUGAUAAUCCACCGGUGUUCCAGCAGAUAACCUACCACGCAAUGCUUAAUGACGACACGGACAAUCACAACAACAACAACAAUAUCGCCAUCAUCUCGGUGAACGCCACCGACGCCGAUAGCGAGAACAAUGCCGCGAUUCGUUACGCCAUCACCCCACCUUCGUUGGGAUUCGCGAUCGACGAACUUACCGGUCUGCUGUUUGUCAACAUGAGCCAGGUGCACCGAACACACAGUGGAACAUUCUAUCUCACCGUCAUCGCGACCGAUUCCGGCCAUCCAGCGCUCAGCUCAUCGACCACCGUGCGUCUAGAGAUGAAAUCUAAGAGUAAGGCUAACCCACACUUCAUCCAGAAUCAGUAUAGGCUAUCGGUCAAUGAAGACGCCCCCAUCGGAACAGUUAUUACGAAUCUAAUCCCCAAAACGAUCGCCGAUCAGGUGGACGUAACCUCGAGUAUCGCUUUCGAGAUCAUCGAUGGUAAUGAGGAGAGUUUAUUCGAAAUUUCAUAUCCUUCCGGAGCGAUGCUUUUGGUUAAGUCCCUCGAUCGGGAAGCGGUUGACUAUUAUGAGCUCCGGCUGGUCGUUACCGAGCCGGGUUCCCGCUUGAUCUACAAAGGCAUGAAUCUAACAUCGGCUAUCCGGGUAACGAUCACCAUCGAAGACGCCAACGAUAAUGCCCCUGAAUUUCAACCCGGUCCGUAUGAGAUGUCUCUCAGUGAAUCCGCCCCGAUCAAGUAUUCGAUAGCGCAAAUUUCCGCCAUCGAUGCUGAUCUACCCAAUUCCCCCAACUCCGAAGUCGUCUACCAGAUCGUAUCUGGCAACGAUGGUGGUUUGUUCUCAAUCGAUUUGAUCACUGGCCUACUUUACAUCAACAACAAUCUGGACUAUGAUCGAGGUCCACUACAGUACAAUUUGGUGAUUCGCGCCUGUGACAGCCAUGUACUUCCCAAGUGUAGCGUUCACCCGUUCGUCAUAAAUCUAACUGAUGAAAAUGACAACGAGCCACAAUUCCCCGUUCCUGAAUAUCUGGAAUUUGUCGGUGAGAAUGAACCAGUUGGAAUCAGUAUCUUUACUGCCCGUGCUACCGACAUGGAUCGGGGCACAUACGGAAAUUUGAACUACUCGAUCGAUAACGCACUAACCAGCAGCUACUCAAACAUCGAUGACGGUUGGAAGUUGUUCAAAGUCGAUCCGAUCAGUGGUGUGAUCAAUUCCAAUGCCGUGUUUGAUUACGAAGAAAAACAUCGGUACUCCUUUACGCUGAGGGCGACCGAUUCCGGAGGUAAAUCAAAAACUGUUAAAGUUCGGAUUAUGAUCGAAAGUAGAGAUGAGUUCAGUCCACAGUUUACCGAGCGGACGUACCGAUUUUUGCUGAAGACUCCGAUGACUGGUCAUUUGCCCGUUGGAUACGUAGUUGGGCAUGUGACGGCUACGGAUCGAGACCGGGGACCAGACGGUAGGAUCGUGUAUCAGUUGACGACGCAGCAUUCGUAUUUCAAGAUGAACCGAACAACGGGUGCGAUUCUGAUCAAAAAGAAACUAGAUAACGUAGCUGCUUCUCUAGAGGCUGGACGAGAUAUCAGUUUAGUAGUAACGGCCAGUUCUGGACGACAAGGCUCUUUGACUAAUAUGACAGUGGUUGAGAUAUCGAUUGAUUCCUUAGGUCACACCAAGAACGACGCUGGCGAGGACUAUGGACAGUCAGAAUCCGUAUCGGCUAGUAAUGGACUAGCGAAUUGGGCCUUGGGGCUGUUGAUCUCAAUCCUUUUGGUUGUCAUCUGUGCGGCGUCUGUUUUUCUAUUUUUGCACAUGAGAAACCGCCAACAGAAGCAGGUCAAUAAAAGCGGACUUCAGUCAGAGUCAGUAGGACAUUCCAACAACUACGUUGAUCCCAGUGCUUUCGAUACGAUCCCAAUCAGAGGCAAUUCGAGUGGUACGAGUGGGGCUGGACAGUUUGCGCCUCCGAAAUACGAUGAGAUACCCCCUUACGGUGCUAGUUCCAAUUCCGGGGCUGCAACGACAUCGGAACUUUCCGGUUCCGAACAGUCGGGAUCGAGUGGUCGAGGAUCGGCGGAAGAUGAUGGAGAAGAUGAAGAAAUUCGGAUGAUCAACGAAGGCGGCCCCAUGCAACGGGACGCACUUCAGUUAGAUGGGAGAAUAUCGGAUGUUUCGGUACAGAACACGCAGGAAUAUUUAGCUAGGCUAGGAAUAGUAGAUAACGCGACAACAGGAAAUGCGUCUAAUUCGUCGAGAAGGUGUUCCGAGAGUAUAGGAUUGGGAAGCUCGAAGGAUGCUAUGCUUCAUCACACGCUACCGAUCGAUACUUUGCAUAUGUUUGACGACGAACACCGAGAGUCGGACUUAACUAACCUGAUCUACGCUAAAUUGAACGAUGUUACAAACAACAGCGAUCGAGCUAGUAGCGUAGACGAGACUGUAACAAAUGCCGGUAGUAUAGGUGCUGCUGUCGAUCACGUAAUGAUGGGCAACUAUAGCGACGUUCCCGUAGUCGGUGGCCAGCAGGGUAUUUCCAUGAACGGAUCACUCAGCUCGAUUGUACAUAGUGAAGAAGAACUGACGGGUAGUUAUAACUGGGACUAUCUGCUCGAUUGGGGCCCCCAGUAUCAACCGUUGGCGCACGUUUUCUCGGAAAUCGCCCGUCUCAAGGACGACACCCUCUCCGUUCAUAGUGGUAACAGUGGGACUUCCAGUGCCAAGAGCAAAAACUCGCUUCAUCACACAGUAAAAAACGUACCACCCCCCUUGCUAACCAACGUUGCUCCACGUUCCAUCAACGUACCGGUGUUUUCUGCUCGUGGAACCAGUAGCCAUCAUGGCCAAGCUCCCAACCAAUACCUGUUACCGCGAUCACCCAUAAGUCACGACUCGGCAGCUGGCUUCAGCACCUCUUCGGCCAUGUCACCCAGUUUCUCCCCAUCCCUGUCUCCCCUAGCAACACGGUCACCCUCAAUAUCACCUCAUGUGGUUUCGACCGGCGUUCCUACGUCACACCAUAUGGUUUCACUGCCCCGACCUCCCCAGCAGCGAGGCCAGCGAAAACCCUACUAAACGCACCCUUCCUAUUGGAGGGGGAACGCUUCGCGCCACAUGCUGUGAUCAUCGGCCUACUUUGCCCGCGUAUAUAUUUGGCAUGGCUGUUGUAUAGAUUAAGAAUGUAAAUACAUAGACGCUGCGUCGUUUCCGUGACAUUCCUCGAUGUAAACAGUGUACAGUUAACCUGAUUAGACGAAUUUUUUUUUUAAAUAACAAAACAAAUAGCGAAUAAGUUUUAACCUAAUCGCCAGCAAGUGCCUUUUUAGCAAACAAAUGAAAUCACUGUAAAUAGAGUAAUUUUAAUGGAGUGAUUUUAAAUAUUGUAAAGUGAAAUAUGCAGUAUUUACUUGGUUCCAGCUAGGGUCGGAAGCCCAAGUUAUCAAGCAAACAAUCGAAUUUUAAUCAAUUGCUUCUUUAGUGAAUAAGACUGUAAAUAUUCCCAGCUGUUAAAAUGAGUCUAGUGCAUUUUUUAUCAAUUGAAAUUCAGUAGAAUAUGUAGAACGAAAUGAGAUUUUGUUGUAAAAUAGACAAGUGUCAGAUUUUCUCGAGAAAAAGACUGUAAAGCUUUUCGUUUAAUGGAAAAAUAGAAUGUAUUUUAUCUAGUUCCAUGUAACAUUCCUGGAAGAGGGGAACAAGCAGCAUUUAACCGAGUUUCCUAGAUCGAAGCCCAUAGCAAAGUUUCGCACUCCAUUCUAGGGAAUAAGAAUAAACUUGUUCUAGGAAGUAAACAAAAUUCACAACUGUUCAAAGUUCUCUGACUGUAUUUAUAUAUUUUUCUAUUACAUAAUGGCCAUAUGUAAGCAGCGAAAGCGAUAAAAGUUUUAAAAAUAAAG
Topomyia yanbarensis is the source of this 13687-nucleotide messenger RNA. It is a transcript of the gene ds, whose product is annotated as protein dachsous. Gene Ontology annotation, biological process: homophilic cell-cell adhesion. Gene Ontology annotation, cellular component: plasma membrane. Bases 2487 to 12869 code for a protein of 3460 amino acids. Gene Ontology annotation, molecular function: calcium ion binding. The transcript is spliced from 12 exons. Lineage: Eukaryota; Metazoa; Arthropoda; Insecta; Diptera; Culicidae. The record is from RefSeq and is a predicted model, not a curated record.